AAGAGUUAUUUUUUAACAAAAAAAAAAUAAAUAAAAUUUCCUUCUCUUUUGCCAAUGGAGGAUUUGGUGGUUGAAAACCUUUUCAAUGGCAAUAGAGAAUUGCAGAUUCAAGCUGCAACUCAACUCAGUAAACUCGGUAGCAAACAAAGGCAUAAAUUGGCUGAAACUGGGAUCAUUUCACCAUUGAUUUCAAUGCUUCAAUCUCAAGAUUUUGAAGCCAUUGAAGCUUCUUUGUUAGCUCUUCUUGGCCUUGCAUUUGGAAGUGAAAGAAACAAAAUCAGGAUUGUAAAAUCUGGGAUUAUACCAGUUUUGUUAGAGCUUCUUCAAUGUCAAAAUGAAGAACUCAUUGAACUUUCAAUGGCAGCAAUGUUGAUCUUAUCUUCAUGUAAGGCAAACAAGUUGAUAAUUGCUUCAUCAGGGACUAUUCAACUCCUUGUACAAAUCUUAAACCUGGUAAAUUCAGAUCCCAACAAUGUCAUUAACACUCUUUUUACCAAUCAAGCAAAGAUAGACGCCAUUGCUACACUUCAAAAUCUCUCGACUUGUCAUCAAAUAAUCCCAUUGAUUUCAUCUUCUGGUAUAAUCUAUACCUUGCUUCAACUCAUUCAUACUUCAGAAAAAUCAUCAGACUUAACAGAAAAGGCAAUGUCAUUACUUGGAAACAUCGUUUCAUGGUCGGAAAAUUCGAUUUCUGACACAACCGAGAUCCCCGGUGCAAUCAGGAUUAUAGUUGAAGCAAUGGAAGAAGGUUCCCCACAAUGUAAAGAACAUGCUGUUGGAAUCCUUCUUCAUAUAUGUCAAAGUUGUAGAGAUAAAUAUAGAGGUUUGAUAUUAAUGGAAGGUGUAAUGCCUGGUUUGCUUCAACUUAGUGUUGAUGGAACUUGGGGAGCUAAGAACAUGGCUAGAGAUCUGUUGUUUCUUUUGAGGGAUUGUUCGGAUUAUGCUUCGACAAGUAAACAAUCGAAACACGAACUCAUGGAACAGAUUAUGCAAGCCAUUGAUGCAGAUGGAGAGAAAGUUAAUGGAACUACAUUGGCAUUGGUUCAAGAAAUGAUUAACAAGCUUAAUAUAUAAUCUUUAGGAUCAUAGAAUUAUAGGGUAAUUCACUUAGGGCAACAAAUGUAAUCCCUGUAAAUAAUAUUGGUAUUGGCCAUUGAAUGCUAGUUCCUUUGCAAAACAGAGGACCCCUGUAAGUUGCAUUCAUAUUGCUCUGAAUUUUAUAUUCGUUCUACAAUUCAUAUUAGAAAUUAAAUUAACGUA
Messenger RNA from Gossypium arboreum, 1260 nucleotides. RefSeq names its product U-box domain-containing protein 41. Lineage: Eukaryota; Viridiplantae; Streptophyta; Magnoliopsida; Malvales; Malvaceae. The record is from RefSeq and is a predicted model, not a curated record. Gene Ontology annotation, molecular function: protein binding. The coding region runs from base 55 to 1074 and encodes 339 amino acids. The transcript has 2 exons.